CAGAGGGAUAGGGCGAGGCGCGCAAGAGGCUUUUAGUAUGCGAUGCAAUGCCCAGCUGCAGCCCACUCAUCUCAACUAUGGUAAAUUAUGGUGAAAUAUGAGAAACUAGAAGACGAGUCCGCAGUUUAAAAACGUGUUGAAAAACAGCCGCUGCUCAUUUUAGUGAAACGAGCGCAAAGACGGAAAGAUACUAAGGAGAAGAACGACCUGAAGGCUGCUCAAAAGAAGAGAAACUGGAUAAAAAUGAAUCCGUCUGCGCAACAAGAGAAUCCUGUCCCGCUGUUGCGUUGAUGCAGAGGCGGAGUCAUCCGGGGACUGAUUACUCAUCAAAAACGAGCCCAUCUGGAAAAAGCCACUUUCUCUGGACCAAACUCUUCAACUGAGCCAUUUUCAUCAAGCGUUCCUCUUUUUUUCUGUCCUCAGCUUUUUGCAGGCAGAUCUGCCUGUGUCUGAUCCUACCAGUGUGCAGAGUUUUCACGUCCUAGUGGCCCAUUGUGGCCCCGUCCUGUUUGAAAGCUGCAGCCCUCAUCUUCCUCCACCAUGACGGUUGCCACCAGCGACCCUGCGGAUGAAGCUGCAACACAUUCAGGUCAGCCUCAUGACCAGUACGACCCAGAUCCAGACCACGAGUGUUGCGAGAGGGUUGUCAUCAACAUCUCAGGCUUGCGCUUUGAAACUCAGUUGAAGACCCUUUCUCAGUUUCCAGAUACACUGCUGGGUGAUCCUAAGAAAAGAAUGAGGUAUUUUGAUCCCCUUCGGAAUGAGUACUUCUUUGACCGGAAUCGACCAAGUUUUGAUGCAAUCCUCUAUUAUUAUCAGUCUGGAGGGAGGCUUCGCCGACCUGUUAAUGUGACUCUGGACAUAUUUUCUGAGGAGAUUAGGUUUUAUGAGUUAGGUGAGGAGGCCAUGGAAAUUUUCAGAGAGGAUGAAGGUUUCAUAAAGGAGGAAGAGCGACCACUGCCAGAAAACGAGUUUCAGAAACAAGUAUGGCUUUUGUUUGAAUACCCAGAGAGCUCAGGUCCAGCUCGAAUCAUUGCCAUCAUCUCUGUUAUGGUGAUUCUUAUAUCAAUUGUAAGCUUCUGCCUAGAGACACUGCCACUUUUUCGAAAUGAAGACGAGGAGAUGUACAAUUACCAACUGCAGUCCAUGUCUAACUCCACCUCUACAUAUGAUCCUUCACCAUAUUUUACAGAUCCUUUCUUCAUUGUGGAGACCCUCUGCAUCAUCUGGUUUUCUUUUGAGUUUCUGGUUAGGUUCUUUGCCUGUCCAAGCAAAGCUGGAUUUUUUGGCAACAUCAUGAACAUAAUAGAUAUUGUUGCAAUCAUUCCAUACUUCAUCACCCUGGGCACAGAGCUUGCAGAGAGGCCAGAAGAUAGCCAGGCUGGCCAGCAGGCCAUGUCCUUGGCUAUCCUCCGUGUUAUUCGUCUAGUAAGGGUGUUUCGCAUCUUCAAACUCUCACGCCACUCUAAGGGGCUGCAGAUCUUAGGACAGACUCUAAAGGCAAGUAUGCGUGAGCUGGGUCUCUUAAUCUUUUUCUUGUUUAUCGGGGUAAUUCUCUUUUCUAGUGCUGUCUACUUUGCAGAAGCAGAUGAGCCACAAUCACAGUUUAGCAGCAUUCCUGAAGCAUUUUGGUGGGCAGUGGUUUCCAUGACCACUGUAGGCUAUGGAGAUAUGGUACCGACAACUAUCGGUGGAAAAAUAGUUGGCUCUCUUUGUGCAAUUGCUGGUGUUCUGACCAUUGCCUUACCCGUUCCUGUCAUAGUAUCAAAUUUUAACUACUUCUACCAUAGAGAGACAGAGGGCGAGGAACAAGCACAGUAUCUGAAUAUCCCAAGUGUGCCUAAAGCCAGCUCUGCUGAUGAUCUGAAGAAGAGUGGUCGAAGUGGGAGUGGCUCCACUCUGAGUAAAUCUGACUAUGUUGAGAUCCAUGAGCCUGUUAACCACAACACUGAUGACUUCAGACCAGAAGCCAAGAAAACAGGAAAUUGCACUCUGGUUAACACUAAUUACGUAAAUAUGGCAAAGAUGCGUACAGAUGUAUAAUGCAAUGGAUUGUCAAUCAUUGCCAGCAAAGAGUAUAGCUGGAAGGUGAUUCAUGUCCCUCCCAAUAGUACCAGGUAUAUGAACACUGAACAGAAGGAGAGCAAAGUGAACUUACACUAAAGGUUGAUUAAAAAGACCUUACGUGUUCGCAUCUUACAGACACCACAGACGGUUCACACUGUAAAACUGCCAGUCAUCUUGUUUAUGGCAUUUUUUUAUGUCUGCAUGGAGUUAGUCUUACAGCUGAAACAGUUUGUAACAGUGUUUGUCCUGCUUGCAUCAGUAGCCAGCUAGUAGCCAAAUCAAUAAGUUAUUAUAGCAACAUGAUGGGACCACUAGUAUGUACUAUAUGGCUAAAACUGCUCCAGAGAUAAUUGAUAGUGAAGAUAAUGUUAGGCUUUUUUUUUAUGAAUUUCUGACCAAGCUUGUAUUUACAAAACACAUUGUUUGAGCAUCCACAGGCAGCUUUUAUUCACUAUAGUCUUUACAGUCCAGGUUUUGAUUCCAAGAAAACAAAAUCACAGGUAUUACAUCUGGGAAAUCCUAAUAUUAGCAGCAAAGUGAGACAUAGACAUGAAGUUACAAUGGUGUUUUCUUUGUCUGACUGUGCAUUUAGAAAUGAUCCCUUGGCCCUGUCGCCUCCAGCUCAGGCUAGAGGGAAUUAUAUGUCUAAUUUGUUGUGAUAAUCAAAGUAGUUAAGACAACCAGAAAAGUAAAAGAAUAUAUAUCUUGAAACAGUGAAGAUGUUUUGUUUUUAUAUUUUUGAUAUUUUUGUAGUUUGUUUUUACUGCGUUACAUCUAUAGCUCAUGUAUUUUUAAUGUUGCUACACAGCAUAUGGGAAUAUUUUCACUGUAUUGCAAAGAGUGACUGGCUGUUUCUUUUUUUCUGUUUGACUACAGUGUAGGUUGGGGCAGAACCUAAUAUUUUCUUUUUGUUAUGAAGUUAUCCUUUUAUUAUCUUCUGUUAUAGGAGCCCACCAUUCUUUCACUGCAACUAGUAGCAGUCAAGUUUUACAACUUAAAAUUGUGAAUUUUUUUAAAUGACUGCAUAUACAAACUUUACCCACACCAGUUACCAAAAGUAAUUUUUUAAAAUGUAUGACCCUCAUGUAAGGACUUGCCCUUAACUCCCCAACCUAUAACUGUCUGUGAUGUAAGAUUUUUGAAACCACUGCCCUACAUAUUUUUUCAACUUCAUAUCAUUCCAUGUUAGAAAAAGAUUAAGAAGACACUUUAUUAUAUUCUAUACUUUAAUGUGAAGCUGAUAUCAGAUGUAUUUCAUAUAUGUUGCACAUAUCCAACCUAAUGUAUGACUUUGAUUAUUCAUGCCUUUUAUAGCAUUACCCUUAAAGGUAUUAUUGUUAUCAGAACUACAUGCAACCAAAGACUGAGCUCAGCUAAAUUUACUCAAGUUACUCAGAGUAAUAUGGUCAACCAUUACUUGAUCAGACAACUCUUUGUUUGUUUGCUAUUAGAAUGUAAGAAUGAAUGUUUUUUUUAUAUGAUUUGCAAAGAGGCUUGCUUACAACAUUCAGCAGCACUGUAGCUGCAAUGGAAGCAUUAACACUAAUUACUUGAUUUGAUGUAAUGCUUUUGUCCACCAUUUCUCCUGUAAUUUGCUCCUGAGCAAAUGAUCCAGUAAACUACCUUCUUCUAAAAACAAAUUAAGGUAAAACAUGUAAUGUCCGUUUAUAUAAAUGUGAGAUACAAUAUUGCUUUUUGUAUCUUUGUCUUCAAACAACAUACAUUAAUCAGGCAUAGCAUAACCAAUGACAUCAGAGGAAAGCAGAGCUUGGCUUUGUCUUCAUGGCAUUUGUUUGUGGAAGUGAUAAAUCAGACAGCAAGAGAGCAUUUGCUUAUCAAACUAAAAGUGUUAGAAGUAAGGAAAGAAGUGUUUCAGUUUGUGGUGGUUAUUAUCUAAGAAAACUGAUUGCCAGAAGAAGCAAUUUGAAACAGUGACAAGAUCAUGAGUAAACAAGGCUCAUAAAUGCAUUUGGGGAGCACAGAAUGCGCAGUAUGACCUAAUCCAACCAUGGUACUCAGAUUGCAGAACAACUUUUAUGUGUGUUCUGCAUAAUCUUUACGUCACAGACACAGUUGAUAAUAAUUUGUUGUAUAUUGUUUUGGACUCCUGUAUCCCAGUCAGGGAGGUAAUGCUGACCCCUUUCCACUGCUGAAAGUAGCUGAAUCUCCAGAACUACAUUAAAGAAGGUGGUCUGGUCAUAAGUAUUACAUUUCCUUUUGUUUGGAUAUUCACUUGUGGAACACAUGGCACCAACAUGCAGUGUGGGAACAAGCAAGUUAGCAGAGUUACCUAGACACUUCAGGCAAUAUUAUGCUGGGGAGUGUUUGCCAUUCAGAAUGUUUUUCUUUGACUUGCUUCAUUUAUAUCAUCACUGUCUAACACUGUGCACUUCCCUGAAAAUUGUAUUAUUGAUAGCUUUGGUCAGCAGGUUAAUACACACUCCCACAAAGCAGGAUUGCACUUUAGAUUUUUUGAAAGUACACUAUUACUAGUGUUAGAUGUUUAGCUUGGCCUCUAGAAUCUCAAAAUCUCAAUCUAAUUAAACAUUUGCUUUGAUGUAUGGAGCUUAUCUCCAAUUUGCAGAUGACAGAGCUUAGGACCAGUUCCCUCUCAAGCUUUAUUGACCACAGUCUGUGUUUCCUUUGUGCAAAAUGGUUGUUUAAGCUCUGCAAUGAACUAUACAAGAAAAAUAGUCUGCCCAGCAUGAAAGUGACCAAUGCAUUCAUAUGUCUACUGACUGUCCAGCAAACUAGAGAAAUAAUAAUAAAAACAUGGAGGAUAUCUUGCUGCCUUCUGUGCUUCUCAUCCCUGCUAAUAUCCUGUAGAAAGCCAUUAGCUCUCUACCCAAAGAUAAUAUAUUUCCAUUUUUAGUACUGUCCAAUCAAUGAGCUGAACUUUCCUGGUCAGACAUCAUUUCAGCAGUACCACCUGAAACAGGCAGUCGAUAUAGCUAUAUAAUGUUAUCCUUGAUGUUUGAAAAGUGAAAGUUAACUACAAUAAAUAAAGAUUGACAUUUAGAGGGCAUUUUUCUUUAAAUCUGACUGUGAAAGCCCCUUUAAAUAAUCGUGUGCUAACAUAUUGGUACCAGAUACGUCAAGGGUCUAGUGGAGUUCAUGUCUCAACAAGUAGACACAGAUAUCUUAUUUGGUUCUAUGCUAUGCCUGAUUGUUGUAUUUUGUUUUUCAGUUGUUUAGUAUCCUAUUAGUUCAGCAGCCAUCUAUUAUGCAUAAACAUAGUAAUGUAGGCAAGCAAGGUUACCAUUUGCUGGUUCUCAUUAUCCAGUGUAAUUCUACUUUUGUAGAACUGCAUGUGCCCUAAAAUUGUAGCAUGCCCUAGGAUGAGUAACAUUUAAAUAUUCAAUUUAAUUAAUCAUACUCCAAUAACACCAAAGGUACUCACACUUACGUCACAAUACAUUUAAAGAUAAAGUUCUGUGUGUCUAUGAAUCUUUUUGAACCUGCAGGUAAUGUAUGAGAGGAAACUAUUUUAUUAUAAUCUUUAUAAGUUAUGCUGUUAUACAAUCAAGGAUUUUAAAACCUAUAAUCUACAGUUGGAUGUUAAAUACUCAUUCUUUUUUCCUGCAGUUUAGUGUCCUACAGUCCAUCAAAAUAAAAGCACAACAGCUACUACCUGCUGCCUACCUAAUAGAUGCAAGGAGAUUCUCAGUGGGUCAGUCAGAGUUUUUGCUCAGCUGAGUAUAUUAUAAUGCUCCAAGGAAAUGUCUGAGUGCUCCUCUCACUGACGUAUCGUUCCAUCAAGCUUGAUACGUGGCAUGUAUCUGUGUCUUUACAUCUGUGUUCAAGAGAGAGCCAGUGAAAUGGAAAGCUUUUAGACACACAUAAGCCGAGUGUUGAGCUUUUAGAGGCAUUGUAGCGGCCACUGUUAACUGCAAGCUCAAAUGACAGUGUGGUCAGUGUGCUCUAAUGUAUCUUUGCAUUUUUGUGUAUUGUAUACAUAUGCAUAUUGUACGUCAAACAAAAGAAAAAAACAUUGUAAGAAUGCCCUGUUACACUCUGAAGGUGUGUUUCACAUAUGUGUUAACUUAUGGGAUAAGCUACAGUGUCUGUCAACGCCUGUAUUACAUGAAACUAUGAAAAAAAUGAUGGGUAAAUAUAUCCGAUAGCGGAUGUAAUAUAAACACUGCCUUCACCCCAGUUUCCUUUUUUGUUUUCUUUUAACUGUGUUGUGCUCAUUUCUCUGAGCCGGGAAUUGUCGAACACCUAUGUCACUUUAAGCUUGGCCCUGAACACUGUUCCUUCAGUUCUUGUUACCAAGCACACAAUUGAAGUGACGUGCUGCCAAGACAAAACCUUCUCUAUCAGGAGGCGAGGAUGGGAUGCAAACUGCAGAAGAUGUCUCUUUUCUGUUGUUGGCAACAUUUAGACACACAAACUCAAACUGACCAUUUGAAAGCAUACAGCUUGUGUACUCGUGUGUACAUACACUGCCUGUGGAAAUUAUUCUUAAUGGACAUACCUGAUGUCAGGAUGGAAAACCUACAUGUGGCUUUGUUCAGCCUGAAGGCCAUAAAGGACUCAAAACUAUUGCUGAUGGGAUUGUACUGUUGUAGCCAUACUAAUGUAUCUAAAACUUGCAGCUGCUUUAAAUGAUGUCUUCUGUCUUAAAACGCUUUAAGCUUCUGCCAUGUAUAGACUCUCCUUCGUGUAAGAGAAAUUAUAAAUAUGCUGCUGAUCUAAUCAAAGUUUAAGGGAUAGAUAGUGAACAUAUAGUAUUAUUCCAAUGAAAGCUGAACUGAUGUGCUACCAGAAUAUGUUAAACAUUGUUUUUCUGUUUGAAUGUCAUCAAAUCAAAUGCAGCAUCUGAGGUUUAUAACAGAAAAUAAUCACACACAGGCCUUGCUCAAAUACGUUGUGUCUUGAUAUGUCUACUUUCUGUAUCCUGAGCCAACUGUGUGUCAUUGAUAAAAUCAAGAUAAUCGUGUGCUCCUUGAAUAUUUGGCUUCUCAACUUCCUCUGUAACUACCGUUUUUCCACUUUAUUUGGAAAAUACUAAACCGUGAAGCAAACUGUAUAUUGUUGCCUAAAGAAGAAGUAUCUGUCUGAAUGCUUGCCAUACUCUAUACAUGGACUUCUGAUUGACAUAAAUAUGGUAGUCAGGAAAAUCUUUAGUCUGGUGUUUUUAUUUGUAAUGACUGUAAAUCUGGAUCAUGCAAUGGGAUGAAUGAUCAUUCCAAUGAGAACUCCCCAUCUCUACCUAAGCACAAUUUUCUAUUACUUUCCUUAUUCUCAAUUUGACAGUAACACAUAUUUAAAACAAUUCCUGUAGAGCAUA
Cyprinodon variegatus (sheepshead minnow) is the source of this 7360-nucleotide messenger RNA. Its product is annotated as potassium voltage-gated channel subfamily A member 2-like. Gene Ontology annotation, biological process: potassium ion transmembrane transport; protein homooligomerization. Gene Ontology annotation, molecular function: protein binding; delayed rectifier potassium channel activity. Gene Ontology annotation, cellular component: voltage-gated potassium channel complex; axon terminus; dendrite. Lineage: Eukaryota; Metazoa; Chordata; Actinopteri; Cyprinodontiformes; Cyprinodontidae. Bases 541 to 2043 code for a protein of 500 amino acids. The transcript has 3 exons. The record is from RefSeq and is a predicted model, not a curated record.